GGCGAGAGGGGCCGCUAGGGAGGGCAAAGCGAGCUCCAUCAAAAAGCUCGCCGCGGUUUUUUAGUGGGGGUUUGUGCUGUGUUGUGUGUCGAAGUUGUGGUGGCCGCCGCGCACGAGAAAUGCUGUGAUGUAAGCAACGAGACUAGAGGAUCGUUUGACCCGUGGGCCGCUGCUCGCCUUGCUUCAGUUCACCGCCGCGCGUGUGUGUUGUGUUGUUGCUGGGCCCGCGCUGGUAUCCCCGCUUUUAUCGCAGCGCGCUCGCUAUGCGACUCUCGUGACCGUCGCGGAGGAUAUCGUCGUCUCCCCGAGACGCUGGCCCAAGCAGCCCGCAGCAGCGGAGGAGCUUUCGAGUUCACGCUCUGGCGACGCUCUAGCAGUCUGGGCCCGCCGGGCAAGGCGGCGGUGGAAACAGUACCGGUCCUGUGCGAUCCGCGGCAGCAAACCGUUUCACGAAGGUGAAAGACCUUGGGAAAAGGAGCUCGUCGUUCUGUUGUCGGGCAGGCGCGGAUUCGUCAGCGUUAAAACACACCAAGGAUAAUAGACAGCGGCUGCAGGAAGAAAGCGGCACCCGCCGCCGCUUGAAAGAAACUCGACCGCUCUUGCGAUCGACCUUCUUUUUCUCGGUUCCGGGCCCAUCUACGCCACGGUGCGGGCCGAUCGGCCGCAACAAGCAUCCCUUGACGCCGCUGAGUUUCGUGUGCGCGAUCGGUGUUGUGUGUGAAGGUGAGGUGCCGCAACCCUCUUUUGGAUUCCCACCGACCGACGAGAAAGGAAAGCUGGCGUCGCGCUAGCGGUGAUGUCGGCGGGUGGAGCGGGGGGACAGCAGCAUCGGCGGAGACGCGAGUUUUGGCGGCGGACGCCGGCCCUGUGAUUGUGCUUCUACCGAAGGGGGUCCCCCGUGCCCCCCCCGAAAAAGCAGCCAAGCUGGCGUCGUUCAGUGCCCGAGAGAAGGCGGCCGUCAUGUCCGAGUACCAAUGGGCGUACUCCUUGGUGGACUCGUCACGCGUCUCCACCUUUCUCAUCUCCAUUCUGCUCAUGGUGUACGGCAGCUUCAGGUCACUCAACAUGGAGCAAGAGCAGAAAGAGCGCAACGGCCAGGGAGCUGAAAACAAUGUGCAGACGCUGGACACGAUGCAAGCUCUGUGCCUGCCACUGGGCGCUUCCAUCUCUCUUCUGGUCAUGUUCUUCUUCUUCGACUCCAUGCAGAUGCUCUUUGCCAUCUGCACUGCAAUAAUCGCCACCAUCGCCCUAGCCUUCCUGCUCCUGCCUAUGUGCCAGUACCUCAUAAGGCCGUGCUCCAGUGGCAAAAAAAUUUCAUUCGGGACGUGCGGCCGCUUCACGGCAGCAGAGCUGGUCUCUUUUUCCCUCUCCGUGGCCAUUGUGUGUGUCUGGGUGCUCACGGGACACUGGUUACUCAUGGACGCAAUGGGAAUGGGUCUGUGCGUGGCCUUCAUAGCAUUUGUGCGACUGCCCAGCCUCAAGGUGUCCACGCUGCUUCUCACGGGGCUCCUCAUAUACGACGUCUUCUGGGUGUUUUUCUCCUCAUAUAUCUUCAAUGCCAAUGUCAUGGUCAAAGUGGCCACACGGCCAGCAGACAAUCCGGUGGGCCUGGUUGCAAAGAAACUCCAUCUUGGCAGCAUGGUCAGGGAGGCCCCUAAGCUGUCGCUCCCUGGAAAGCUGGUUUUUCCAAGUGUGCACAGCAGUGGCCACUUCUCCAUGCUGGGAUUAGGGGAUAUCGUGAUGCCAGGCCUACUUCUGUGCUUUGUGCUGCGCUACGACGCCUACAAGAAGGCCCAGCUGAGCUCGGCCGAGACGGGCCUGCCGCCGCCCAACCACCUCAACAAGAUCUCCUACUUCCACUGCUCCCUCAUUGGCUACUUCCUUGGCCUGCUGACGGCCACGGUGUCCUCGGAGGUGUUCAAGGCUGCCCAGCCUGCGCUGCUCUACCUGGUUCCUUUCACGUUGCUCCCACUCCUGACCAUGGCCUACCUCAAGGGUGACUUGAGGCGAAUGUGGAGUGAGCCCUUCAUCAGUAGCCCGCCUUCCAAGCACCUGGACGUCUGACAGGCAUCGCGUGUGGCCGUUUCUUCUUCUUCGUCUGCCGCCACUGUUCUCGCCUACGUGUUCACACGUGCGUGCGUGUGUGUGUAGAACGUUGACUGCCGCCGUGCGCGAUACAGUGCUCGGGAGAACACAUCGACCUCAUCACUUCGGCACCUCGCGCAACCCGCCUCUCAUCGUCAUCGUCGUCGUCAACUUCCCCGAGGACAAUGAAUGCUGGCUGUGACUGGACACCACACCGUCACGGCCAGUCUGUUGCGAGGGGGAAACGUGUGCAUUUGUCAUCACUCCAUUGAGGAGUGGGAUCGGGUCGGACUCUGCGACCGCCUGCAACUGCUAGACGCUGUACGCACGGUGGCGUGAGUGGAAGAACGGAGCGUGGCAGAACCUCUAUCUGCACAGUGGCACGUCCGGAGUCGUGCCGCUGCUUUCUUCGGCGGAUGUUUUGUGUCGUCGCGUAGGAGGUAGUCGGAAGAGGCGAGCCGCAAGUGCAACCUAGGCAAGAGUUUGUCCCAAAGUUCGUGCCUGUUGUGCGUGGAUCUAUUUUCUUUCUCUCCAUAUAGCAUCAUCCAUUGUCAGCCUCAAGUGGUAGAAGUUAGCGUGUGUAAA
Rhipicephalus sanguineus (brown dog tick) is the source of this 2670-nucleotide messenger RNA. RefSeq names its product signal peptide peptidase-like 3 (gene SppL). Gene Ontology annotation, molecular function: aspartic endopeptidase activity, intramembrane cleaving. Gene Ontology annotation, cellular component: lumenal side of endoplasmic reticulum membrane; Golgi-associated vesicle membrane; cytoplasmic side of endoplasmic reticulum membrane. Bases 961 to 2064 code for a protein of 367 amino acids. Gene Ontology annotation, biological process: membrane protein proteolysis. The transcript has 13 exons. Lineage: Eukaryota; Metazoa; Arthropoda; Arachnida; Ixodida; Ixodidae. The record is from RefSeq and is a predicted model, not a curated record.